This is a messenger RNA of Doryrhamphus excisus (bluestripe pipefish), 6667 nucleotides long. RefSeq names its product actin-binding protein WASF3. Gene Ontology annotation, biological process: actin cytoskeleton organization; positive regulation of Arp2/3 complex-mediated actin nucleation. Gene Ontology annotation, molecular function: actin binding; Arp2/3 complex binding; protein kinase A regulatory subunit binding. The record is from RefSeq and is a predicted model, not a curated record. Lineage: Eukaryota; Metazoa; Chordata; Actinopteri; Syngnathiformes; Syngnathidae. Gene Ontology annotation, cellular component: cytoskeleton; SCAR complex.
CCCUAAUGGGGUUUUGUUCUGAAAUUGACACCGGAAAUGUGUUGUUGAAGCUUGAAGCUUCACUUGAUGCUUGUUGGAUCGACGGAGGCUGCCGUGGAAACGACACACAUCCACUCAAUCCACGCAGGGAGGCUGAUUUGUUCUCUUCAAAGGCUCCUCCUCUUCCUCCUCCGCAUCCAUCCAUCCUUCCAUCUAACCUCCAAAAUGUGGAGCAUGUGAAAUGAGCCGCGAAGAAGGAAGAAAGGACAUCUGGAAGCUUCUGAACGAGUGAAGAAGCACAACAAGCCAGGAGCAUCAUGCCGCUGGUGAAGAGGAACAUCGAGCCCCGGCACCUGUGUCGCGGGGCCCUGCCAGAUGGCGUAACCAGCGAGCUGGAGUGCGUCACCAACAGCACACUGGCAGCCAUCAUCAAACAGCUGGGCGGCCUGAGCCGCCACGCUGAGGAUAUUUUCGGAGAGCUGUUCAAUGAAGCCAACAGCUUCUACCUGAGGAUGAGCAGCCUUCAGGAGCGUGUGGACCAGCUGGCGGUCAAGGUCACACAGCUAGACUCCACUGUGGAGGAAGUCUCCCUGCAGGAUAUUAACAUGAGGAAGGCCUUCAAGAGCAGUACUAUCCAAGACCAGCAGGUGGUGUCCAGGACAUCGGUGCCCAAUCCUGUGGUGGAGAUGUACCAUCGCUGCGACAAACCUCCUCCGCUCAACAUACUCAGCCCCUAUAGGGAUGAUAAGAAGGACGCCCUCAAGUUCUACACAGACCCGUCCUACUUCUUCAACCUGUGGAAGGAGAAGAUGCUGCAGGCCACCGAAGACAAGCGUAAGGAGAAGAGGAGGCAGAAGAGCUGUCCGGCCCAUCCCGACAGACCCCACUCCAGACAGGCCCCACCCAGGAGCCCCCUGUCCAUCUCUGAGCAGCAGAGGCAGGUCGAGGACCCGGGUAGGGAGGUCAAGAAGGUGCGUAAGGCUCGUAACCGACGUCAGGAGUGGAACGUGCUGGCCUACGACAAGGAGUUCAGACCCGAUGCCAGGCUCACGCCUUCCCCUUAUCACGGCAUGUCUCCCGAGGGCUCCUUGUCACCUGACAGCAGUCCCAACCAUCCAGCUACGCAGACCGCAAACAUGGGCCACCCCAUUGACCACCAUACCAGGGAUCACCUGGGCGCAGCCACUCAGACCCAGUCACUGGAUCGCGUCCUCAGGCCGGCCAACCAGCCUCAAGGAGCGGGAGGGGCCGCCGCUGGUGGGCGCCAUGUCGCUUCCUUGGGAAGGACCCCAUCAGCUCAUGCUAACCAGGCCGCGGGGGAUCUGACUGUCAACGGGCCGAGGCAGCAGUCAAUUAAGGAUUACCGGGCCGGCCAUGGUGGCCAGCCUACCACCAUUCCGGAGUAUUAUAUCCCUCCUGCUCCUCCCCCUCCUCCCCCAAGCAUCCCCUCCGCCCAGACGGCCUUCGAUCACACCCCGGGCCCACCUUCUGCCGUGCCACCCACCUCCUCCGCUCUAUCCCGUCCCUACUCCCCCUCGCCUCCUCCCCCUCCCGUCAACUACGUCCCCUCUCCUGCCCACCCACCUUCCGGGGUGCCGCCGGCCGCCCCACCACCUCCCCCACCUGGAGGCCCAGUGGGUCACCAGGCUCACCCCUCCCCUACACAUGCUGUCGUCGGGCAGGCAGGGGUGGAGGCCGCGCCCCCCACGAGGAAGGGCACCAUGCUGGGGAUGAUCCCCAUGAGCGACGCGCGCUCCGACCUGCUAGCUGCCAUACGCAGAGGCAUCCAGCUGAGAAAGGUGCAGGAGCAGAGGGAGCAGGAAGCCAAGCGGGAGCCCGUUGGCAACGAUGUGGCUACGAUCUUGUCACGUCGCAUCGCCGUGGAGUACAGCGAGUCUGACGACGACUCCGAGCUGGAUGAGAACGAGUGGUCCGACUAAAGAGAUGGUGGCAAUAACUCGGACCGGUGAUGGCUUUGGAUUUGGGUUCGCAUUUUCAAAUUCAUUUAAAGAAAAAUGACACUCUUGUCACACAUUUGAACAUUUUGCAGCAACUUAGUCAUUUCAACGCCUCCUCUUGAGAUGUGUCUGCACAACCAACAGAGUUUGGCACAUGACACAUAAUUUGAACAAAACAAAUGGACCAAUUCCUCCCCCUUAAAUCCUAAUUGAUAGCAAUAUUCCAGGUCUCUUUCUGCACAGAGCCCCUGUUGAGUGAGGAGGUGUUGUGUUGACUAAACACAUGGCACGGCUACAAGAGUUACUCAUUAUUGUGCUAUUCUAAUGUAUUUCUACUUGCAAAAUGUUUAUGAGUUUAUGAGAAGAAGACAGGAGAAGGAACAGUAGCUCCUCUGAGUGCUCAACAUUGGCCACAUGGAUGCUAACUUCUUUAGUAGCAGAGGAAGCUAACACGUUUGUGGUAGGCGAUACUGCCAAGCAUCAUUUCAAGAUUUAACGAUUGAUUGUUUUGCUGCAGUACCCCACUAAUAUAUUUGAACAAUACAACAAAAAACGGGUAUUUGUGGAAACUAAUAUUUGUGGGACAAAAAAAAUAUUCAUCCGAAAAUGCUAUAUGUAUUGAACCAAUACUGAUACUAGUUUAAGUAAUCAAUAGUGUUGAUAUUUGGAUCCAUCCGUUCACCCACGACUACCUAGCUGGUGAUAAUUGCUGGCCGCCUUCGAUUGAGCCGCGUCAGGUGAGUAAAGUGCAGCCUCUUCACUUGUAUGAACUAUUUUGUUAAGACAUGAAAGUUGACGUUAUGUUGGUUGUAAUUUGGUUCUCAUGGAGGUUUAGCUUGGCUGGUGUGACCUGUCGCGUUUCAGCACUAAAUGUAGACUUCAUCCAUCCAUUUUCAUCACAAUGAAGGUUACAGGUGAGCUGGACCAUACACAUCCGCCCAGAUUGGAACCCCAAUAUUCUAACUUUUUUUCCUCAUGUUUUGAUUUUAUUUUUAUCAAAUUGCAUGAAUUAAUUGAAUGUGAGUGUAUGUGAAUGUGAAUGGUUGUCACUUGGAGACCAUUCCAUCGUAUAUACCUCACCUCUCGCCCCAAAAAGUGAGCUGGGAUAGGCUCCAGCUCACCCACGACCGCAUUGGAGAUAAGAGGAAUAUAAAAUGGAUGGAUGCAUAUUUUAAUAUCCCAGUUGUUGAUGUGAUCAGAGGGCAAAACACCAAGUAGGACAUGAACAUUUUCAUUUAAAGCAUCCCUUAUUACCCCAACUUAUUAAUCAAUCAUCAUCGACUUCCUUGUGACCGACCCUAGGCAGAUAUUUACGUGACUUUUUACUCUCUUCAAAGCCAGUGACUGUGUGCUGUGGUAUUGCUCUUCUAUAAAAUCACAAUAUAUGCCACCAUGAACCAGGGUCGAAGGUCACAUGACACUGACCCUGGAUCAGCACUGCGGAGGCUUUGUGUCUGGACUGCUAUAAAUACAUCUGUGUAAGCAACCUACAACAGUAAAUAAACAGCAUUGUCUGGUCUGCUUCGGCUUGGCUGUCCACCGUGUCAGAACGCUUUUUAUAAUGUGGUUUUCUUUCAUUUGCAGUGAGUCGUUGGUUUUGAUUUACCGUAGGAUCUUUUUAAGGCCAUAACGUAAAAUGCAUUUUUAAUUGAGUUGAUAGCAAAAAGUCAAAUUUGUGUUGAAUUAUUGUUAAAUCUUCUAAAAACAUCAAAUGAAAUAUCAUUUUAAAGAGUACCUGCUCUAUUAGUUAUAGUUAUACAUAUUAGGGCUACACACAAAAUUACAAUCUUGAUUCACAUUGGUCCCGGUGAGCAUGCCAUGGUGUAUUAUCUUCUUCGCUGUCUUGGUGGGACCUCACGUUGGGUGUUUCUAGGUGCUUUCUGACAUGGUUUGGUUUUGCAGUGGGGGCGCUAGCAUUGAAACCCCCUCUUCCUGUUUGAGAUUGCUGUUAUGUGUAUGCGCGUACACAACACAUCAAUUUCAGUUUAACUCAUAAUUGUGAUGAAUAUAGACAUUUUUGGGGUGAAAUAGUGUAAUUUGGAGCCAGCCAGGGAGAACUGUCUUUAAAACGUAAGCACAUGGCACUGAACACAGAGCAAAGAAAAAUAUUUAAAUUCAUGGUGGCCACUGAACCCAACAUAUUGUGCAGCUAGACAUUUUCAUAAAUGGUGGAAAAAGUAGUUUAACAUACGUACAUUACGUCCCUGCUUUGUGUGCGGGUUAAGACCAUCCACGAAUUACGAAAAACUGAGUAAGUGAGGUGCCCCUAAAAGUGUCUAUUUUUGACACUCUUAUCAAUUGACUUGACUUUGAUGUUUCCACCAUUACAACACAAACAACCCAAAUGCCUACCUUACUCAUGGAACAACAACAACAAAAGUACCACGUAGAAGACAACACAUGAACUAUGCCGGUAUGGAAAUAAACCCAUACACACAAAUACAUGUAAAACAGUGCUAGCAUUUAUAACCCGCAAGGCAUGCUGGGAAGCCCACAUACACACUUGCACAGCAUGCCUUGCGAGUUGUUUAUUAGUAGUGUUAGUAUAAGUUUGUAAGCUCGUGGUGGUUUGUCGUGUGUGAGUAAGGGUGUAUAUGUUACCUUGAUGAGGCUGCCCUGCAAUUCAUAACCAGUUUAUAGUACAUCAAAAACACCCUAAUUUUUGAGAGUGAAAUCUGGGACAAUGCGGAGUCACCAAUGUUGGUCCACUGUGCGCUACUCACAAAAAGUGUAAGAUCUGUGAAUGGACAAAUACAUACUUCAUUGUGCUGUUCACAUUUUGACAUGAGUCCAAGACCACGCCUAACAAUUGAUCAACAGUACUUCGCCAAUUUGUGGGGCUAGAAAUGGGUAAUUCUCAGAUGGAUGUGGCCACUUAGUUUAGGGCAGGGGUGGGCAAACUGCGGGCCACACUGUCUUAAUCCGGACAUUUCUAAAUUCCGUUUUUAAACCUUUGACUUGGAAAGUGUAGCUGGCAACAUGACAAGCAGCGCUAUUGUGGCGCGCUUACGUUGCUAAAAUAGUCAGAUGCGAUCUGUAGCUUGUACAAAAUUGCAACAAACACGAUGCACAAGAUAACAUACCUGCUGCACCAUGUGGGCAUACAAACAAAUAUCUACACACAAUACCCAUGCAAAAAAAAAUUACUCAUACAUUCCUGCCGCAAGGUAUGCUGGGUAGCAUUUUGCCACGUUUGUUGCAUUUUUGCGAGAUUGCAAUAUAUGCUAAGGAGGUCAUCAGUUAACAUACUCUUGAUACCCGAUGUUUUAUUGUUCAUAGUUCAUAUUGUUGUUGCAGCUGGACUACCCAGAAUGCCUUGCGGGAAGUUUGGAAGUAAUACUUUUAAGUUAUGUGCCAGUUGCAUGAACUUGUUAACUUUUUGUUUUGGUGCAGCGUGAGCAACUACGUUAUGCUGUUUAACGCCACCUAGAGUGUAUAGAGUAUAGGUGACUCCUCGGACAAAUUUUAUUAACCCAAUGUGGCCCACGACUGCAAACAUUUGCCCAUCCCUGCCUUACUGUGUCACAUCUUGUUCGAUAAAAAAAAAUAUUUUUUAAAAUGUCACCUGAAUUGUGUUAUUCAACAAAGGUUCAUGGUGCAUUUUUGGUUCAUCCGGAAAUUUUACCAGAAUGCCUGCAACUGUUUGUGAGUAGUGUAUUUCUGGAAAGAAAUCAUCCCAGAAAUUGUGAUCUCAAUUCAUAACAAAGAAAAUGUUUUUUUUUUCUUCCAGAAUCAUGCAGCCCUAAUACAUAUCAUUCAAAACAGGAGCUUAUUAAUUCAAUGAUUCACCAGCAAGGUUAAUUUUCUUCUGUAAAUGUCUUGUUGUAAAUAAAUGACACUGUAGAUGAUGACACAGACAUACUGUUGCUGCAAAGGAAUGCAGAAAAGGCUGUUUCUAAGCUGAAUUCCCUUUUAACGGACUGUUGUGAGACAAGCAUUUCUGGCUGCUAUACUGUUUGAGUUAAAUAGGAUGUGGAAAUGGGUCACAUUCUAUUUAGCGCAUUGCCAAAUGGGAAAGAUUGAGUGCUCCUGGGCUUGCAUAGUCAACGAAUGUGAACGCUGUAAGAACCUGACAGUUCCCUCCUCGUCAGGUUUUUGUCACUGAACUAUUGGACACUGUGUUUCUAUGGUGACCGCCUUGCUCUGGUUGUCUUGACGUGACUACAGACAAAUUUUGCAAAAGGGAUCCUGUAAAGUAAACACAUGUCUUUUUGGGGUCAUUCAUAUACAUUGUUAGACAGUUAAAAAAAAUAAACUGCUGUAAGCAAGUAUGCAUGUAACUAUAGACAAUAAAUGGUUAACUUGAUGUGUUUGCAUUUUUUAUAUUGAGUUUAUAUUGAGAACAUCUGCAUAACCAUCAGGGGGGCUGCAUAAAAGUAAUUCAGAGUGUCAUUUUUUUUUACAUUGGAAAAUUUUUUAGGGGUGUCCAAAGUAUUAUCACCAAGGCCCACAUACAUGGAAAGGGUUUGGGUUUGGGCGCCACUUAAAACACACGAAAUCCAAUUUUGCAUAAAUGGUGAAUUAAAAAGGUUAAUUAUGCGCCUUCUGCCAUCUAGUGGAAGAGCGUGUAAUUGUACUGAUUGCCACCAAGCCCACCUCUUAAGGCCAGUUCGAAAAUUUGCAAGAAUUUACAUUUUGCACUGUUGGAUCUUAAGUAGAGCAUCAACAUGCAAAAAGACGAACUGGACCAAACAGUGAAACAGGCUGUUCAUCAGCUGAAUAAAAGUUUA